AAAGGGAGCGGUCUUUAACACACAUUACGGUGAUACGAAGCUGUCAAACACAAACCGGAGACCUUUGUACAGCUGCUUUUAAAAGCUGCUACUAAAGAUAUGGAAUAUCUGAGAAGUCUGCUGUCGGAGGACUUCCAACGUUCUGUCUGUCUGGAUGUGUUCACUGAGCCAGUCUCAACACCGUGUCAACACACCAUCAUCAAUGCAUGUGACAUUUUACAGUGUCCAUUUUGCAGACUGAUAGUAUGUUGCAUUGUCCUUUUGUUUGUUUUUGUUUUUGUUUGUUUGGUUUGUUACUUCAUAUUGAUAUGUUGGAUUGAAUACCAAGACAGCUCAUUCCCAGCUAAGGUAGCUGCUGUGCAUGAGAAGUUUUUUCAAGUCAAAUCCUCGACUCCAGACUCCCAACUUCCUGAAACAGCUGACGUUCUUUGUGAUAUCUGCUCUGAGAGAAAGACAAAGGCUGUUAAAUCCUGCUUGAUGUGCCUAGCUUCUUUCUGUAAAGUGCACCUUGAGCCACAUCAUAGAGUCGCUGGUCUCAAAAGCCACACAUUGUUAGACCCUGUAAAGAACCUCGAUGACAGGAUGUGCAAAAUUCACAACAAGUUGACAGAACUGUACUGUAGGACAGACAAGGCCUGUAUCUGUGCCUUGUGUUUCAAAACCAAUCACAAGGGUCAUAAAGUUGUCCUGCUUGAGGAAGAAUAUGAAGCAGUGAUGUCAAAAAAAGAUGCAGCAAUGGCAAAUAUCCAAAAGAUGAUACAAUCACGGUCCAAGAAGAUUGCUGAAAUUGGAAACUCGGUUGAUAAAGCUAAGAAAGAGAAAGAAGCCAGUGUGCAGGUCUUCACUGACUUGAUCUCCUCCAUUCAGAGAUGCCAGGCCGAGCUUGUUGAGGUGAUUGAGGAGAGGUACGCAGCCACAAAGCAAAAGGCUGAAGGUUUCCUCACAGAACUGAAGAUGGAAGUCACCGAGCUCAAAAGCAGAAGCAGCCAGCUGGAGCAGCUGUCACAGUCUGAGGAUCACCAUCAUUUUCUCCAGAGCUUCCCAAACUUGUGUUCUCCUUUAAACAAAGACUGGACCAACACUGGUGUUCACAGUGAUCUGUCUUUUGAGGCAGUGAGAGAUGUUGUAACCCAACUGAAACACAGAGUUGAUGAAGUAAUGGAAGAGCUUCCUGAGAUCAAAAUAAAAAGAAUGAGAGGACAUGCAGUGGAUUUGACUUUUGACCCUGACACAGCAUAUUGCUCACUUGUCAUAAGCCAGGAUGGAAAACAAGUGAUAGCUGGAGACACAGAACAGAGUCCACCCAACAAUCCAAAAAGGUUUGAAAUGUUUACAGAGGUUUUGACAAAGGAGGGGUUCACAACAGGGAAGUUUUAUUAUGAGCUGCAAGUGGAAGGAAGUACUAGGUGGGUUAUUGGGGUGGUCAGAGAGUCAGUAAAUAGAAAGAUGGAUGCACCUCUGUCAGUUGAAAAUGGAUACUGGACCAUUGGGCUUGAUGAGGGUAUAUAUAGCGCACACAGGUCCACGGGACAAAGUGAUAAAAUCACAAUGAAAGAAAAACUUGAGAUGGUGGGCAUCUUUGUGGACUAUAAUAAGGGAGUGGUUUCUUUCUAUGAUGUGAUUUCUAAAUCACAUAUCUAUUCUUUCAGUGGCUGCCACUUUACAGAGAAACUCUAUCCAUACUUCUACCUGAAACCCAACAUAAAUGUAACUAACCCUGCCCCUCUCAUCAUGACACCUGUAACUCAAACACACUGAGUUUGUUAUCUUUAAAGACCACAUCAAAGUUAACACUGGUCUCUAAUAAUACACUGAGCAAAUCAGCUUAAAUAAUUAACAGCAACUUCCACAUUUUAUACUGGCAAUCAAAUUAGCUUCUUUAAUAUUGAAAAUGUUUUCUAUCUAUGCAUGUAUAUAUAAAAGAUGUUUGACACUAUCAGUAGUAUUCUGUUCCUUUCUUACUGUGUAUGUGUAGAUGUAAACUGACUAUAGUAAUAUUGUAGGUGUAUUGUCAGGUAAAAAUAUGUUAAAAUAUUCUGUUGCUCUCACAUGCACACUUUAAAUGUUUAAAUAUGUUUCCUGCAGUAAAGUGUAACAUUCCUGUCUAUAUACCCACUACUCUGACUGUGAUUUAUUUUAGAUGGAGGUGUGCAGAAAUGUACAGUACUGGAAAGAGAACACAAGUGUGUAUAAAGUCUUUAUUUAGUUGAUUUCUUGUAACUCACAGUGACUUGAAAUUCAAAGCUUUUGUGCGUUUGACGAGUGUGUGUAAAUAAACUUCACAUCUAGACUGA
Molecule: messenger RNA, 2294 nt
Organism: Larimichthys crocea (large yellow croaker)
Lineage: Eukaryota; Metazoa; Chordata; Actinopteri; Sciaenidae
Product: E3 ubiquitin-protein ligase TRIM38
Exons: 2
Coding region: 100-1758 (552 amino acids)
Molecular function (GO): zinc ion binding; protein binding
Source: RefSeq, a predicted model, not a curated record